CAACGCUCAACCCCAUUCAGAUCAACGUCGGCGAAAGUGCGGAAGUUCCCCAUGCACAUAUUUUCGCACGCUCUCGUGAUGUGACCAAUGGUAUAUAGCGAUAAGCUACGUCCCCACGCCUCGUUUGGUCGUGUCGGAGUAGCGGCGCUGCCUUCAUCAUUUGUAAACAGGAAUCCAUACCACAAGCGAUGCUGUGCUCCUGCUGCAAGCAAGUGUUUGACGAGCCCGCCGUCAUUCAAGGCGAGAAUGGCGCAUGGCGCUGUACGGCGAAAUGGUCGCUCACCUUGGCCGCCAUCAAGAAGAGCAGCGUGUUCUGCGUCGCCUGCCACGCCAUGGUUCGCUUGCUCAAGAGGCAAACCCUCUGGCACGGGAGGGAAGAUCUGGUCCUUCAUCUUAGCAGCAACCUAGCGAGCGUCGGAUUUUUCCAAGGCCGGUUACCUUGUGUAUUUUUCAAGGUUGACGAUGCUGAGACGAGGACGAACUUGUCGGAAAUCAUACUGCUCAUCGAGCAAGUGAAUGAUCAGGGUUCACUCGAGCUUCUUGCCCAGCCGACAUCUACGAGUACCAACUCCCCCGAGACAUUUGCGUUCGUCAAAAAAUGCAUGCAAAACUGUCUGACCAGUCACAAAAUUUGCCAGGGCGGCACCACUCAACCGCCUUGGUACCCAACGCGCCUCAUCCAAGUCGAGCAUUCCCAGGCGAGGCUGGUCAUCACACGGGACACGCCACCCAGAGGCCCGUAUGCGACAUUGAGCCACUGUUGGGGCGGGCGCGCCGAUGUCAAGCAGUGCACAACCAAAAACCUGGAGGAGCUCAAGAACGGCAUCGCACUUACAUCCCUGCCCGCCAAUUUCCAAGAUGCCAUACAUGCUGCGCAAGCCCUCGGCAUCAACUACAUAUGGAUCGACUCUCUGUGUAUCCUCCAGGAUUCCGAUGCCGACAAGAUAACCGAGAUCAAGACUAUGCUUAACGUCUACCGGCAGAGCGUCCUGACCCUCGCCGCCACGCGGGCUGUCGACAGCCACGCCGGCAUGUUCGUCACUCGCUCGCCCGAGAACCUGUCUUCAGGGCCAUUCCGCAUUUCCAACGGCGCCCUGGACGGCAUGUUUGUCGCUGUAGAGGCUGCCGUAGACUCCCGCUGGCACUGGAAAGAUGUGAUCGAUCACGCGCCGCUCAAUGAGCGUGGCUGGGUUCUGCAAGAGCGAUAUCUCUCGCCUCGCCUCGUGCACUUUACCGACGACCAGGUCAUAUGGGACUGCGCCGAGUCCACCGCGCCCGAGUUUGUCCCCUCGGGCGCCCGGGCUCUACCGCAGGUAGAGUCUUCCGGCAUCGGACCCAAGCGCUAUUCGAGCAUCCUGGUCUCCUCCCCCGAGAAAGACCAGGCGCCGGGGCAGUGGUCCAGAAUCGUGGAAUCAUACUCACGGUGCCGACUCUCGCACACGUCGGACAAGCUCCUCGCCCUUUCGGGCGUCGUGGAAUCGCUACAGAGCGUGCUCGGAGCUAACGGCGGCCCCUGUGUGGGUUUGUGGAGGUUUCAGAUGGAGAUACAGCUUUGCUGGAGAGCCGAGCACUCCCAGGUGGACAUUCCUACCAGAAAUCGAUUUGCUCCCUCGUGGUCCUGGAUGAGCGUAGACGGGCCAGUCAUCACCUCCCAGCUGCAACACUACCACGACGAAGGAUAUGAUACCCAGCUGCUCGCUCAGAUUGUCGGCGUUGACAUGGACAUACCCGAAGAGAACAGCAGCUGCCAGCACGGGAGCCUGCGCCUCCGCUGCAUCCUCAACGCCGUCCAGCUGGAGGCGGGGCCUUCGCCCAUCCUCACAGGUGCCACCAUGCAGAAGAAUUCGGUGGUGCAGUUUGAUUCGGCCGACGCGGCUGAUCCUGCUGGGCCAUUAUUCUUUGCACCCAUUUUUGGCGUCGGGGAUGCGCCUGAGCACACGAAAGGACCAUACCCGCCGCUCGAAGUCAGAGGACUUUUGUUGGAGUUGAUAGGGGAUGAGGCGGCUGGAAUUUAUCGACGCCUCGGGCAUGUGCUCACCUGCUCGAAUGAGGAGCUUUAUUACAGCGGGGACUUUAGCGAUGGCUACCUCGACAUGCUCCCGCCGGGUGUUCGCCCCGGUCAACCUGCUUCUGUCGAUAUGUUUGGUGGGGCAGGGAAGACGAUCACCAUAAGAUAACACAGCAUCUGUCCGAAUAUACGACAUCAAGGCACCGUGGGUCCUGACCUCUUCACACGCGCGGCCCUCGCAUUAUUCUUGUUAGGUCUCCUUCCGUCCUUGAUGUUGCAGGUUCCUUUGGGUACGUAUAUUUGAUAAUAAUCAAUAUGGCGACACCCAAUUCCCUUUGCUUUAACUUGCGAAGUCCCGUGU
This is a messenger RNA of Gaeumannomyces tritici R3-111a-1, 2369 nucleotides long. RefSeq lists its product as hypothetical. The transcript is spliced from 2 exons. The record is from RefSeq and is a predicted model, not a curated record. The coding region runs from base 189 to 2177 and encodes 662 amino acids. Lineage: Eukaryota; Fungi; Ascomycota; Sordariomycetes; Magnaporthales; Magnaporthaceae.